Molecule: messenger RNA, 1194 nt
Organism: Trichoderma atroviride IMI 206040
Lineage: Eukaryota; Fungi; Ascomycota; Sordariomycetes; Hypocreales; Hypocreaceae
Source: RefSeq, a predicted model, not a curated record
AACUUCCCUCCCGAAUUCUACGACGGCUUGUCAAAGAUUUGGCUUACGCCUCGUGCUCUGCGAGAGCUCGACCGGCGGAACGAGAACCUCCCUCUGUCCAAUUCUAAGCCUGCGGCAGAGUUUGUAAAACCUCGUGGCGCAAAGCUUGCUGCGCUUGCGAAACUUGGUGUCUCGAAGCGUGCCCAGUUUGCGGCAUCUGGGGGCCCAGAUCUCAGUGAUCUCAAAGGGUAUCCAGAGCCAACGAACGUUACUCACUCGAUGGCGUCGCCAAUGCUCCCCUUGAACCGUGAUACAGCAUCUCUCGUGUCCUCAAGCACCCGGCAAACGCGGCGAACUGGAAAAAGGUCUGCCACAUCUAACAAAAGCAAACGCACGUCGGCAUAUGACGACAAUCUCGAGCAGCAUUGUCUAAAAUACUGCAUCUACUUUCCUCGACAUAGAUUCUCCAACGGUAGGCGUCCACCUAAACCGAAUAACCUCAAAGAGAUUCGCAAAGCUCUUGAACAGCCAGGGCGCUCUCUUUCCUCUUCCACUGCUCUCGAGACAGCCCACGAUGACUUCUUGGAUAAACUUCCGGGUGCAACCGAAGAUGACCUGGUGCGCAAACUAAUUCCGCUUCUUGUUGGUGACGUGGAUAUCUCAAACAGUGGCAACUGUUUCUUUACCAAUUUACGCUCGAGGACUGGGUAUACUACAACUACACCACGGCCCGAUUACUUCGAAGGAGCUCUUCUUGAAGAUGUGGACAUGACUGUAAGAGAUGACCUGAAGAAUCAAAUAAUCCCGACAAAAAACGCAGCAACUCCCAUCGUGCCCAAUUUCUUUAUGGAAUUCAAAAACAAUGCAGGAAAAAUGAAGGUAGCGGAGAGGCAGACGACAAUGAACGGCGUGCACGGAGCCUAUAUAAUGCAUGCCCUGAAGAAUUAUCGCCUGGACGAGGAAAUUGAGUACGAUGGCAACGCCUAUGCAUUCACGGCAACUUUGGUUGAUACAUACCUCAGACUAUACGCACAUCAUCUGGCAGCCCCUUCCCAGCCUGGUGAUCGACCUGGUUGCUAUGCCACUUUGCUUAAAGCUUAUGCGCUAGACGAUGAAGAGGCUUAUUUGGCAGGCAGGGGAGCAUUUAGGAAUCUGAGGAUGAGAGCAAAAGAAGACCGCGACCGCUUUAUUGCGAUUGCCAAUGCGAGGGCGCGG